UGCAACCUCAGAUUAUACUGUGAACCUGGGAGCGUACCAGCUGUCCAUACCCAGGGGUAUUAUGGUGCAGGUCAGUCAGAUCAUCAUCCAUCCCACCUACCGUUCAGAGGGGUCCAGCGGAGACAUUGCCUUGUUGAAGCUCCAGAACCCCAUAGAGUACUCGGAUUACAUUCUUCCUGUCUGUAUUCCCAAUCCCAAUGUUGUCUUCCCCACCGAUCUAAACUGUUAUGUGACUGGCUGGGGCUCCAUCAGAUCAGGAGUAAGCCUGCCAUCACCUCAGACCCUGCAACAAGUUCAGAUUCCAAUCAUAGACCGGGGAACAUGUGAUAAUAUGUAUCACACAAACAAUCCCUCAACCGCAGCCACCACAACACUUAUACAGUGGGACAUGAUCUGCGCUGGGUUCAAGGAUGGAGGAAAAGAUUCAUGUCAGGGUGACUCAGGUGGACCUCUUGUGUGCUCUUCAGGAGGAACCUGGGUUCUGGCAGGGAUUGUGAGUUGGGGUUUCAGCUGUGCUGUCCCCUAUCGCCCAGGAGUGUACACUCUGGUCACUGCAUACUUACAAUGGAUUCAGCAAUACAUCCCGAAUGUCCAGCUUACAUUAGCCAACUACACUGUAACUUCCCCUCCCAGCACCAAUGGGUAUGAGACCGCCUCACCCAGCCUGACCCUCCUCCUCCUCCUCAUUCCACUGCUCCUGCACAAACUCUUGUAGCACUAGUGUGAGGUUGACUUAUUAUGCUGCUAAAAACCAACAGGAUGUUAUUUGUAUAUUUAUUUUUCAGUGUGAUAACCCCAUCAUGGUGAUGGAGGAGAAAGAACUUUAUGGGGCAUGGUGCUAACACAUUGCCCUGCAAUUAAACUGAAUGUUACCAGAUGAGAUGAAUGAAAUGACUAAUACUGAAUCCAAGCAAUGGAGAGACUUGUAAAACAGGGAAUUUAUGUCAUGUUUAUUAUUUAAUUAAAAUUUAUACUAGCAACAAUAA
Molecule: messenger RNA, 986 nt
Organism: Bombina bombina (fire-bellied toad)
Lineage: Eukaryota; Metazoa; Chordata; Amphibia; Anura; Bombinatoridae
Product: prostasin-like
Exons: 3
Coding region: 62-715 (217 amino acids)
Biological process (GO): proteolysis
Molecular function (GO): serine-type endopeptidase activity
Source: RefSeq, a predicted model, not a curated record